CCAGUCUGAAGGGGAGAGAGAGAGAGAGAGAGAGAGAGAGAGGUAAGAGAGAAGAACAUAUAGAGGAGUAAAGCAUGUCCUGUUCAUACAGACGACAAGGCAAACAGGCACACAGAGCUGUUACAGAGAUGUGAGAGGGACAGGAGAGUCAUCAAACAGUGUGGCUAUAUUUACUCGCUCCACUUCGUCUUUAUGACAGAGCGCACUCUUCUUUUGGUCUUCUGGAAGUUUAUGGACCUCUAGUUGUUCGCUUUGCCCUGUUAGUUGUCUUUAUCAAGGUGACGGGCUCACAUGGAGGACUAUGGUGGCCUCAGGGUGUCGGCCAGGAGCUACAGCCGCUUCUCCUGCACAAACUACAAAUUGAUCUACACGGACUGGGCCAACCACUACCUUGCCAAGUCAGGACACAAGCGUCUGAUCAAGGACCUGCAAACAGACGUCACAGACGGAGUGCUGCUGGCUGAGAUCAUUCAGGUCGUAGCCAAUGAGAAGAUUGACGAUAUCAAUGGCUGUCCCAAGAGCCGUUCUCAGAUGAUUGAGAACAUCGAUGCCUGCCUCAGUUUCUUGGCAGCCAAAGGAGUCAACAUCCAGGGUCUGUCUUCAGAGGAGAUUCGGAAUGGUAAUCUGAAAGCCAUCCUCGGCCUCUUCUUCAGCUUGUCCCGCUACAAACAGCAGCAGCAGCAGGCACAGCGGCAGAACUCCCAGCCCUCUCUCCCUCCCGCCGCCCAGUCCCAGAGCACACACCCUCCCCUGAGCCAGCAGAGCAGCGCCCCGGCCCAGCUCAGCCACUCUCCGUAUGGGACUCCUGCCAUUACAGCCCAGAAAGCAGCACAGGCCGAGAUGCAGUCCAGGGAUGGGUCUCAGAGUAAACUACUCAAGUUUUCCCUUGGUCAGAAAAAGACCUCUAGACUUCCUGGCCCCUCGGCGAGGGUGUCCACUGCCGGCAGUGACAUCCCUCCAAGAGGCUCGGUCAGUGCUGCUGGGAACCGACGCAGUCAGGGCUUCAGUGACAAGACCAAAGCCAACUCGCACCUGAACAAAGAUUCCUCAGAGGGCAUGACCUCACAGCCUUCGGUGAUGACUGAGCAUGCUCUUUCAUCUGCAGUGACUGUCAGCUCCUCCACCAGCAUCCCCGCUGCUACCUCCGCCCAGAUUCCUCCUCCAUCCUCGUCGUCCUCAUCCUCUUCCACGGCCAUUCCCCAGCCCAACAGCAACAGCAAACCUUGGAGAAGCAAGUCUAUGAGCUCCAAGCACACCUCCUCUCCUCUAUCCUCCACCAGCACCCCCUCAUCUGCCAUGCAGUCUGUCAAGGAGAAGGACACCUCCUGUAAGGCCCUGGCAAGUGAAGCUCCUCCUAAGGUUGUCGCUCAGAAGUCAAUGCUGGAGAAGCUUAAGCUCUUCAACAGUAAAGGAGGCUCCAAAUCUUCCAGCUCGUCCAAUGGAGCCGGGGCCCAGGCUGAUAACGCUGCCCAAGCCAGGCAACUCGGAGCAGGGCAGGUAGAGAGAGCGGAGACUGGUUCUAACACUGACCCCCUGGAGGAAGAUGAUGGCAACGUCCGGCCGGGAAUGAACGGGACGAGCAAUGGGACGGCCUACGGAGCAGCUCCCUCAGCAGGUACUACUGUCGCCACAACCGCCAGCAGCCCCAAAAUCGCCCUGAGGGGCAUUGCCCAGCGCACUUUCAGCAGAGCUUUGACUGCCAAGAAGAGCUCGGUCAAAGGAAGCGAAAAAGAAAAGGACAAGGAGAGGGCAAAGGAGAAGGAGAAAGCGAAGGAGGUAGGGAAACGCACCUCUGUCCCCGACAGGACAGAGCUCAGGGGGGAGGAGCCUAAGGAGGAAGUAGCACCCGUUGCUGUAGACACAGACAGUUCAAACAAAAGGACCUCUAAAAUCACCAGCUUCAUUCCCAAGGGAGGUAAAGUGGCCAAAAAGGAGAGUUCCACCCCUGCACACAGCGGAAUACCAAAGCCAGGAAGCAAAGCCCCGGGAGUCGGGGGGAAAGCCUCCUCAGUGAAGGAGGCUGGUGAGAGGCCUCGGAGCAUGCGGUUAGGAGGGGGUCUCGCCAUGCACCGCGGCCCCCUGGACAGAGAUAGAGACAGGGACAGCAGACACUCCAGCUCUACUUCCAGUCUGGCCUCCACAGAGGGAAAGAGUAGCGCCGCCCCUGGGGCAGGAGGAGGCACUACACAGAGCACAGCCAGCAACACGGUCAGCGUGCAGCUACCUCAGACUCAACAGCACCACAGCCACCCCAACACGGCCACUGUUGCACCGUUCAUGUACAGAUCCCAAACAGACUGCGACGGAAUAGGCAACCCUGAGACCGGCUCAGGAGGAAUAGGUGGAGACAUUUCCUUCACCAAGACCAGUCAGCUCUCCAUCGAGGACCUUUCAGCUGAAGACCCAGAGACGAGGCGGUUGCGUACUGUCAAAAACAUAGCAGACCUGCGGCAAAACCUGGAGGAGACCAUGUCCAGCUUGCGAGGAACUCAGGUCACACACAGCACCUUGGAAACCACCUUCGAUGGCAGCGUCACCACUGACAUCAGCAGUGGCGGAGGUGGCAGCAGCGCCAGCAACAACAGCGGAGGGAGUCGGAGCAUCCUCAGCCUCACUUCUACCCGACCUUCCCUGGCAUCAUGGCGACUGGGCCAGUCCAGCCCUCGCCUGCAGGCAGGCGAUGCCCCCUCUAUGGGGAACAGUUAUGGCGGCCGGGCGGUUGGCAGCCAGGGAGGACGCUACCUGUACCCUGGGCACCUCCGACGGCAGCUGGCUGGCAGGGGAGGAGCCCUCUGCAGCGUGGACCUCGGAGACAGAGCUGGGGAGGACAUUGACCUGGACAGCAUGUCUGUGGAGGUCACUGGAUACAUGAGCGACGGAGACGUGCUGAGCAAGAACGCUACGCGCACUGAUGAUGUCACCAGCGGCUACAUGACUGACGGAGGUUUGGGUCUGUACACGAGGCGCCUGAACCGCAUGCCCGACAGCAUGGCCGCUGUCCGAGAGACUCUCCAUCGAAACACGUCGUCAGGACAGGGAGAUGCUGACAGAUCGACACAGAUGACAUCAACACCAGCUCUUCCAUCUCCUCCUACGCCAACACCCCCGCCGCACAGCGCAAGGGCCUCAGCACACAGCCUGUGACAGAUGCAGAGAAGCACUCGGCCUCCACAGCGGUGCAUCAGGCCUGGUCAGGAGACGAGGUGAAGAGGCCAGACGGCGGGUCAGACAGCGGGGUCAGGAUGGAGCCAGGCUCAAAGUGGAGCCGCCGGAACCCCUCCGACAUCUCUGACGAGUCCGACAAGGGCGGCUCGGGCAGGAAGACCCCCUCCGUGUCGCACACGGGCUCUUGGAGGAGAGGCAUGAGCGCUCAGGUGGGGGUGACGUCCCCCCGGACUAAAAGCACCAGUAGCACGAGCUCCACGGGCUCCGCUGGCCUCAAGACCCACAGUUCAGGUAAGACGGAUGACGUCAAGGUGUCAGAAAAAGGUCGUCUCUCUCCUCGUGCUAAUGGCCUUCACCGCUCGCCCUCAGACGCAGGACGCAGCAGCGGCGAUGAGGCAAAGAAACACUCGAUCCCCACCAGCCGCACGGGGACCACAAACGCCCUCACACACACUGUUUCAGACCCCCACUCCCAGACACAUACACUCACCUCGCGUACCCCUACCAGCACCUUUGGCUUUAAGAAGCAGGGUCCUGGGAUGGUAACCAUGGUUACUGCUAGUGGCGCCACCAUCACGAGUGGCUCAGCCACCCUGGGGAAGAUGCCCAAAUCUGGGGCACGCUCACUAGCAGGAGGGCUGAAGGCCGGUGGUCACGAUGGCGGAUCAGCGCUGGGUCACCACGAUGACGGCUUCCUCCCCAUGAGCGCCCGCUCCACACUGCAGUACCGCAGCUUGCCGAGACCCAGCCGCUCCGGAGCAGCCGCACGCAACGGAAACCGCUCCUCCACCAGCAGCAUCGAGGCCGCCGUGCUCUCGGUCACAUCUCAUGGCAAAAACUCAAUCAACAUCACCAAGGCCAACGGCUCAGGAGGCCUGAUGGCCAAUCAGACGGAUCGGGAGAAGGGCGUCUCUGAGAUUGACAACCUCAGGAGUGGAGUGGUGAUGCAGGGUGGAGGAGCAGCGACUGUUCCUCUGACAGGAAGACAGCAGGUUUCCUCACCCACACUGCGCAGGUUGUUUGGUGGGAAGCCAAGUAAGCAGGCUCCCGUCACCACGGCUGAAAACAUGAAGAACUCCACUGUUAUCUCCAACCCCCACGCCACCAUGAACCAUGUGGCCACAGUGCUGGAGUCGCCUGAUGGAGGGCUGGGAGGCGUAGAAAGCGAGACCAGCAGUCUCCUGUUUGGAGGCAGAGUGCACGGAUCGGGGAUGGGGACCCUGGGCAGCGAGCAGGCCUCCAGUCCCGGCUCCGUCUACUCCUCCACCGGCCCCUCCAACAGCUUGACAUGGGGCACCACCUUCAGCAGCUCCUCCGCCCAGAGCCGAGAGAGCACGCUGGGUGGGCACGGAGGGACAGGCAGCGUGGGAUUCCCCUCUGUCAGCAGCAUGCACACCAGCAGCGAGUCCAUUGACAUGAGCCUGGGCAGCGGGGGCCAUGGGACCCACAGGGAGGACACUCUGUCUGCUCUGGGCCGCGCUGGCAGUGUCAAGACUGGCAUGUCUGAGAGUCCCCUCUCCUCCCCCUCCGCUAGCCCUAUAUUCAGCCGAAACACGCUACCUCGGAAGCAGGACAGCGGGCCACACUGUGGUAGAAACACUCUGCCUAAGAAGGGACUCAGGUAUGGUCCAUCCCCACAGCUGCGAGGCCAUGAGGAGGCCCGUGAUUGGCUGCGCUCCCACUCCACUAGCGGGCUGCAGGACUCGGCCAGUAACUCCCCGUUCUCCCCCGGCUCCAGCAUCACCUCCCCCUCCGGCACCCGCUUCAACUUCGGACAGCUCGCAUCAAGUCCGACCUCAGCAGCUCAAAUCAACCUCGCCAGUAUGCGUAACAACAGCCUGACCAAUCAGGAGGUCUCCUUUGACCCUUGCGGCGACAACCGUCUGAGGAACUCGUGCAUGUCACUCGACGAGAAGACUCGCACCAUGAGUAGAUCGGGCUCCUUCAGGGACGGCUUCGAGGAAGUUCAUGGAUCCUCCCUGUCUCUGGUCUCCAGCACGUCUUCCAUUUACUCCACAAAUGAAGAGAAGUCUCAGUCGGAGAUCCGCAAGCUGCGCAGGGAGCUGGACGCCUCCCAGGAAAAGGUUUCCGCCCUGACGACACAGCUGAGUGCCAAUGCUCACCUGGUGGCAGCAUUUGAACAGAGUCUGGGCAACAUGACCAUUAGACUGAAGAGUCUAACCCUGACGGCAGAGCAGAAGGACUCUGAGCUGAAUGAACUGAGGAAGACCAUCGAGUUGCUGAAGAAGCAGAAUGCAGUUGCUCAGGCUGCCAUCAAUGGAGUCAUCAACACCCCUGAACUCACACAUAAAGGGGACAGAACAGCCGGCAGUAAUGGCAGUCAACAGCAGCAGCAGCAGCAGAUUCAGCAGCCAGACCUGCGCAUCAGGAGGCAGCAUUCCUCUGACAGCGUUAGCAGCAUCACCAGCGCAACCAGCCACUCCAGUGUCGGCUCCAACAUGGACGCAGAUGCAAAAAACAAGAAGAAGAACAAGAAGAACUGGCUGCGAAGCUCCUUCAAGCAAGCAUUCAGCAAGAAGAAAUCUCCCAAGUCGGCCUCUUCUCACUCCGACAUCGAGGAGAUGACAGACUCCUCACUGCCGUCCUCCCCCAAACUGCCUCACAACGGCUCCACAGCCUCCGGCCACAUGCUCAGGAACACACACUCCAACUCGCUACUGUCUGAGUGUUUGGACAGCGAGGCGGAGACGGUGAUGCAGCUGCGCAGCGAGCUCAGGGAGAAGGAGAUGAAACUGACCGAUAUCCGUCUGGAAGCUCUCAGCUCCGCCCAUCAGCUGGACCAGCUCCGGGAGGCCAUGAACCGCAUGCAGGUGGAAAUCGAGAAACUGAAGGCGGAGAAUGACCGUCUGAAGGUGGAGAAUCAGGGCAGCAGGACAGGCUCCCAGGCCUCCAUCUCGUCCUCUCCUCCCCCUCACACGCACACACACAACCAGGCCCCAGGAACCGGGCCGGGGCUCUCCCAGCACAGCCUCAACCUCACCACCAGCGAGUCCACCAGCCUGGACAUGCUGUUGGAUGACACCGGCGGAGAGGGAGGGAUGAGGAAGGAGGGGAGACAUGUGAAGAUGGUCGUCAGCCUGGACGAGGUCAGCAAGUGGGGAGAGGAGGGCCGGCCUCGUCAUUUUCUGAUUGGUUGCAUCGGCGUGAGUGGUAAAACCAAGUGGGACGUCCUGGACGGAGUGGUCCGACGCCUUUUCAAGGAAUACAUCACCCAUGUGGACCCGGUGAACCAGCUGGGCCUGAGCUCAGAAAGCGUGGAGGGAUACAAAAUCGGCGAAAUCCACCGACCCAGCAGCCUCAGGGCUGCCCUCACACCUGAACUGCUGCCCUGCGGUUACCUGGUGGGAGACAGCAACACCAUCAACAUCCAGCUCAAAGGUGUGAGCAGUGAGAACGUGGACUCACUGGUCUUCGACACUCUGAUCCCGAAGCCGAUGCUGCAGCGCUACGUCUCCCUGCUGAAGGAGCACAGGCGCGUCAUCUUGUCGGGCCCCAGCGGUACAGGAAAGACCUACCUAGCCAAUCAGCUAUCUCGGCACCUGCUGCUGCUGGAGGGCCGGCCUCUGACCCCGCACGCCGUUGUCACUUUUAACGUGGACCACAAGUCCAGCAAGGAGCUGCGUCAGUACCUGUCAGGUCUGGCCGAGCAGUGCAGCGGUGUCCCGGGGGCAGACAGCCCUCUGGUGGUCAUUUUGGACAACUUGCACCACGUCAGCUCCCUGGGAGAGAUCUUCAACGGCGUCUUCAACUGCAACUACCAGCACUGCCCCUACAUUAUCGGCACCAUGAGCCAAGCAACGUCAUCUGCCCCCAACCUGCAGCUUCACCACAACUUCAGGUGGGUGCUGUGCGCCAACCACAUGGAGCCGGUGAAAGGCUUCCUUGGUCGCUACCUGAGGAGGAAGCUGAUCGAGACGGAGAUCGGCAGCCGGACACGCAACAUGGAGCUGGUGAAGAUCAUCGACUGGAUCCCGCGGGUUUGGCACCACCUCAACCGCUUCCUGGAGACGCACAGCUCUUCCGAUGUCACCAUCGGACCUCGUCUCUUCUUGUCCUGUCCCAUGGACGUGGAGGGAUCCAGGGUUUGGUUCACUGACCUAUGGAACUACUCCAUCAUCCCUUACAUGCUGGAGGCCGUAAGGGAGGGGCUACAGCUGUACGGCCGCAGAGCUGCGUGGGAGGACCCAGCUGCCUGGGUGAUUGACACUUACCCAUGGUCUGCCACGCCCACUCCUGCUGAAUGGCCCCCGCUGCUGCAGCUCCGCCCAGAGGAUGUUGGGUUUGAUGGCUACUCUGCCCCGAGAGAAGGAGUCAGGAAAGAGCCGCCACAGAGCGACAGUGACGCAGACCCACUGAUGAACAUGCUGAUGCGUCUGAAGGAGGCGGCGACGUCAUCGAGUCCGCAGAGCUAUGACAGCGACUCCAACAGCAACAGCCACCAGGAUGACAUCCUGGACUCGUCUCUGGAGUCGACCUUGUGAUGUCGCCAAAAGGCAACACGGGGAUCUGUUUUCAGGAGGAACUUUUUAUAAGAACUGUUCUCACUGUGAGAACUUCUUGCUGUGAGGAUAAUGCCACAAAAUCCAGCCACCUUAAUUUGGGUGCAGGUAACCCAAAUAUUUAAAAAGAAAAAAGGUUCCAAUUGCAUUUCAGAAAACGGGCAACAAGUUUCUACUGCACUGCGCUGUUUUUUUUUUGUUUUGUUUGUUUUUUUUCACCGCUGUGGCCCGUGGCUCCUCUAUCAGGAGCCUGACAUGUACUUCAGACAGACAGAAUAAAAGCACACAGCCUGUCACUGAUGCUGAGGCGUCAUCAUUACCAUCAUCACCAGCCAUCAGUGUACCAGCCAGGAGUCCUCCACAGCUCCAGCUCAUCAGGCUGCAGUGCACCUGAGCUGCCUGCAGAUGGUGCUACAGGCCCUUGUCUCUGGAGCAUCAGUGAGCCUGAACUACCAGCUGCUGAGAACACAGAUGCGUCUGCUGCUGGUUGGAUGGAUGCACAGCCAGCCGCUUUCUGCUCUUCCUCCUCCUCCUCGUCUACGGCUGGAGUUGCAUGUGUGAUUGCUGGAGGAUAAAUCAAGCCAAAGUGAAUGUUAAAUCCUACAGGAUGCCCACUCACACUUCCAAAAACUCCUCAGAGAUUGUUAAAUGUACCCUCAAAUACUGUUUUAAAUAUAUUCAAAACAUAUCAAAGCCAAAUUUCUGAGUUGAAAAGAAAUAGUGAAAGAAUAGUCAAUGAAGCAGAUGUGUGUCCACAAAAAGUAAUUAAGGGAGCACUAAUAAAAAAGCAGUUCAUAACAUCUACAUUUCAAUGUUUUAGAGGUAAAUGUAAAAAAUUAACUUUAUUUAAAACCUUCAGUGGACAAAAAGGAUGAGAAUUGUGAGUGUUUAUAUAUGCAAAUCCAUGAUAUACACUACUGUUCAAAAGUUUGGAAUCAUCUGUAAUGGCUCUUUUAAAAUAGAUAACAGUAAAAUUCAGACACCAAAUCUAUUGUUUACAUUCGAAUACUCUUGGCCGAAAAAAAGAAGAAAAAUAUAAUGUUCAAAAAUUCAACUUAAUUGACCCACAUGGCCUUGCAUGACAGGGAAGAAUACCCUUUGAUUUUAAAUUAGUUUUCUCGUCCAGGAAAGCGUAAGUGACCCUAGAUCAUUAACAAGCAACAAUGGUGCUUGCAGUUGGAUAAAGGAGGAGGUUUAGCGCGCUUCAGCCGACUCACAAGGAAUGAGGCCUGUUCGCUCUCAGAGUAGGGCAAUGUUGUAUCAGGACAAAUAUUGUCUAAGACUGAUAAAGAUGCACCUGCCGUUGAAACAUUGUUUAAUAAAGUAUGUUGCAAUAGGUUCUUGCAACUGGGCUCUAAAUAUUAAUUUUUUUUAAUUAAUAUUAUUAAUUGAUAUAGAACCCAUUUUUCUCUGGGCCUUCUGUAGUCUACUCAAUAGAUCCAUUCAAUGCGUUAAAACUGUGAUUACUCAGUUAGUAUGUUCAGCUGAUAUUAAAUAUAAGUUUUAAGCACAAGCAACACCUGUUAAUUCCAGCUUGUUUUAGCCAUUAUUGAGUACAUGACACUGAAAUUGGACUGGACCCUGGUACUAUUUACAUCUGCACAGAUUUUGAUGCUAAGCUUUCAAUUUCUCUUACCAGUGACUUCUUAUUGAACUGUUGCCAAGAGGCAUCUUUGUCUCUUUCUGCCCUUUCAGUUCAACCAGCAUUCUUUCUCCAUGUACAAAACAUUACUUUUUUUGGUAACUUUUAAUAUAAAAUAACAUCUAUUUGUAAAGAGGACAUUCUACAACUGCAAAGCAUAAAAGACAAUUCAAAAACAUACAGUACACUCCUCUGAGCCGUCUGACUGUACCAAAUCAAGCUUUUGCAGCAGGUGAUUUAAAACUUUUAGCAGUAGUGUAAAGAUGAGAACAAGGAAGUUGGCAAACAUUGUAGCAACAUUGCUACAGUGCCAGAAGAAUGUGUGUGGAAACGAAGGAGACAAGCUUGGUCAAUUUAACCAAAAAUUCUCACCACAAUCCUUGCUCAAACUUUGUUUAGGAGUUGACACCUCAUAUGCCACUUCAUCAACAUCCUCAGUGGUCACAUCCUCCCACAUAGCUGAGCUGUUGUUCUAGCAGAGGGGGGUUCCUUUGAAAUGGAGCAGAAUAAAGUGAUAAAUGCAUAAGUGUUAUUGGCCAAACACACAAAUGGAAACACAAACACCUGUCAGAUCUCCUGAAAAUAAAAAUCUUUUCUUAUCCAGCUCACAUUUGUAGCCAAUUUUACAAAGCAAGGCAAAAUCUAAUAUACAAAAUCCCUUUCAGGAGGAACGGGCACUAACUGGGAAAUUAACAUUCACCAUGGCUAGAUUUAUGCUUUUAACUUUUACCGUGUUUGAGAUAAUGUCCUUUUCUGUCUGUGUAAUGCCUCUACCAAGUUCUAAGUUCUGUCUUUGACCGCUUAAUCAUCCUUUGAAAGCUCCAUGCACAUUGGCCCAAACAGGCUGUUGUAGCACAAAUCUCUUUUGGUGCUGGACCGAAUUCUAACAAACAAUGCCUUACUCUUUUCUAACAGACUAUGUGCAUUAGCUGAUUCUUUAUUUGUCUAAAUGGCUGUAAACUUAACAGGGCUCCAAAGUCGACUCUCUCCUCGAAGAGCGGCGUCGACCUCUCAUCAUAUCAAACACCAAUUGCCGUGGAAUUGAGAUGUGAAUGAGAAGCAGUACUCUGGGUUUCAAAUUAAGUUGUAUGCAUGUAUGACCCAGUGCUGUGAAGCUGGUGUAAAUAUUUGGACCACUGGCAAGAAAGAAAAUAAAUAUAUAGAUGUGUUUUGGUGCUCGAAAUCAGAAGUUUUUGCAGGUUGAUUGGGUGAGGGAAGUUUAGGAAGAUGUGUUGAUUUUAUACCUCAUCCUCAUCCUUUAACUGUGCUUUCGCCAUGCUCAUAGUCUGUUUUGAUUAUGUGAUUUGUGACGAACAGAACUGUCAUGACAAACAUGAACUAAUUAAGUGAAAACUAGUGUAUAUGCUGCUUUGUUGAUAGUGUUAUAAUUAAUGAGGUUAAAAGGUAUAAAGGUACUUGUGGUUGAAUGAUAAUGUAAAACAGUUUGACAUCAUUUCUGUGGCUUAAAAAAAAAUAAAGAAUAUUGUACUUUUUCUUUGUUUUUAAACCUGCCUUCUGGGAAGGGCAGGCUGACACUUAAAGUCGGGGUCAUGCAUCGCUUUUAGUGUUUUUGUCACCAAUCCUAUGCAACAUUCAUUCUGAUCUCCAAAUGGAAGCCAAAAGCUGAAUGUGCGUUUGUCCCCCCCCCCACCCAUUCCCCGUGAGCGGUUUUCAGCACUGCCGAGACGUACAGCAUGGAACCCGAUUUGUGAAGACUUUUAGGAUUUGUUGCCCAUGGUCUUUGUCCAUAUGUGUGUAUGUGUAUUUUAUAGAGGCUUUCCCGCUACGGUCCUUGUAAGCACAAAGAGACUGAUUCUCUGUCUUGUGUAAAGCCGGCUCUGAGAGGUGUGGAUGUUGUUGAAGCAUUUGACCAGUCUGUCAGUUUAUUACUCACAAACUCAAUGAAUGUUUAGCCUUCUUUGCUAUGUACAUUUUUUAUAUGUAACAUAACUUUGUAAAUAGUUGAUUAUCUUGCAGCAUUUUGAUGACUUUUUCUAGCUGAUUUGUAACAGUACUUGAAAAGGAGUAUUUUGUGUACAGUCUCUUUACAUCAGAGCAGAUUGGUGCUGUUUGUCAUCACUGGUCUGUCCAGGGCUCGGAGAAUGAAAUCUAUCACUGUACUAGUCUUAAGUUAUUGUGAUUCAAUAAAAAUUAAUGAUUAUUUAUGAUUGAA
Messenger RNA from Morone saxatilis (striped sea-bass), 11500 nucleotides. RefSeq names its product neuron navigator 2a (gene nav2a). Lineage: Eukaryota; Metazoa; Chordata; Actinopteri; Moronidae. Gene Ontology annotation, molecular function: protein binding; ATP hydrolysis activity. The record is from RefSeq and is a predicted model, not a curated record. Gene Ontology annotation, biological process: neurogenesis; nervous system development.